CCAGCAAAGCAAUAUAUUCCCAAGACAUUGGGAAUUUGGGAGAGAGUGGCAGAGUAACAGAGUUCAGAUUUCAGAUUCGCCAUUAACACGUGAAGUGAAGGGAGCAACGAAGAAGUUAGGAACUUUUGGCUAUCACUUCUUCUUCUUCUUCUUCUUCUUCUUCUGUUCUCCUUCAUAUUUUCAAGGAUGGAAAGCAUUGGCGUUGUGAUGAUGAACUCCUUUUCGUCAUACUUAGAAGAAGAGCUCGACAAGCGAUUCAAGCUCUUCAGAUGCUGGAAAUACCCCAACCAGAAAGAUUUUCUGAAGGAGAAUUCGAAUUCUAUUAGAGCUCUAGUUGGUAACGCUACGAUUGCUGCUGAUGCGGAGACCAUCGAUAUCUUGCCGAAAUUGGAGAUCGUCUCGAAUUACAGCGUUGGUUUGGAUAAAGUUGAUUUGGCCAAGUGCAAGGAGAAGGGUAUUAGGGUUACCAACACUCCUGAUGUGCUCACCGAUGAUGUCGCUGAUAUAGCGAUUGGAUUGAUUAUAACGACGUUGAGGAAGAUUUGUGAGUCUGAUCGUUAUGUGAGGACUGGGUUAUGGGUCAAAGGGGAUUACAAAUUAACUACGAAGUUCAGUGGCAAAUCAGUUGGUAUUUUGGGGCUGGGCAGGAUUGGUGCUGCAAUUGCAAAAAGAGCUGAGGGAUUUGGCUGUCCGAUCAGUUACUACACCAGAUCAGAGAAGCCAGAUACCAAUUACAAGUACUAUCCUAGUGUUUUGGAACUAGCAAAGAACUGUCAAAUACUUGUAAUUGCAUGCCCUUUGACAAAAGAAACAUACCACAUUGUCAACCGUGAAGUGAUUGAAGCUGUAGGUCCAAAGGGUAUUAUUGUGAACAUCGGGCGUGGCCCUCAUAUCGAUGAACCAGAGCUUGUGUCUGCACUGGUCGAAGGUCGGCUGGGUGGGGCAGGGCUUGAUGUAUAUGAAAAUGAGCCUUACGUACCAGAGCAAUUGUUUGGACUCGACAAUGUUGUACUCUUGCCUCACGUCGGAAGUGGAACAUUGGAAACCCGCAAGGAUAUGGCAGAUCUUGUGAUUGGGAACUUGGAAGCUUACUUUCUGGACAAGCCACUGUUAACUCCAGUGGAUUGAAUGUGAUCACUGAUCAGGAAGUAUGUAUACGAUCGAUUAGAAUUCAGACUUGCUGCUGCUCUUUUCUUUGCAAAACUCUCAAUUCUGUAGAUUUUUCUUUAAACAUUGGCACAAAGCUAUCGCAUCAUCAUAAAGUUGAGAACUCAACUGAUAAACACUGUAUCAUCUUUCUUGGCUUCUUUUGAAUUUUCUGCUGGUAUGGAGGAGAUACAGAUGAGCUUUUGAUGUA
Molecule: messenger RNA, 1357 nt
Organism: Macadamia integrifolia
Lineage: Eukaryota; Viridiplantae; Streptophyta; Magnoliopsida; Proteales; Proteaceae
Product: glyoxylate/hydroxypyruvate/pyruvate reductase 2KGR-like
Exons: 2
Coding region: 187-1128 (313 amino acids)
Cellular component (GO): cytosol
Molecular function (GO): glyoxylate reductase (NADPH) activity; NAD binding; hydroxypyruvate reductase [NAD(P)H] activity
Source: RefSeq, a predicted model, not a curated record